Messenger RNA from Neoarius graeffei (lesser salmon catfish), 3480 nucleotides. RefSeq names its product taperin (gene tprn). NCBI's taxonomy places the organism in Eukaryota, Metazoa, Chordata, Actinopteri, Siluriformes, Ariidae. The record is from RefSeq and is a predicted model, not a curated record. Gene Ontology annotation, molecular function: phosphatase binding. The transcript is spliced from 4 exons. The coding region runs from base 145 to 2466 and encodes 773 amino acids.
GAGGCGUGGUAACGCUGUACAGGCAGCAUCACGCGAGAAGAAUGAGCAAAAGGACGAGAAAGAUGCGCGAAUAACCGCUUCCUGAACGCUUCUGGUUGCUCCGAGUCGGUGUUUCAGUCUCGUCUCGUCUCGUCUCGUCUCGUCAUGUCGGCCGGGGAUAUCCUCCGCCAAGAGGCAGGCAAGGAGGGCUCGAGAAUGCCGGCCUGGAAACGAGAGCUGCUGGAGCGGAGGAAAGCGAAGGGCGGCGGGUCUGGGCCAGGUGUCGACUCGGUGUCUUCUCGGGUUAAUGGCGAGCUAACGGGAAGCGGUAAGGAUGAGGUUACCGGAGCGCAUUCUAACCGGACCUACACCAUUACUCCUGCGGGAAAGCGGAGCGCAGCGGCCGCCGCAUCACCGGAGAAAACAAAAGAGCCCAGCGACAGAGCAGCUGAGAAAACAAUAACGGACAACGGCGUGCUCCAGGAGAGCCUGGGUCCCAUCAAGGAGAACCCGUUUAUCAAGCUGGAAAAGGAGCGCAAGAAGCGCCGGGAGCGCGACACCACAUCUCGCCCGCUGCAGCACAUUUUAGAAAUGUACAGCUCUGUGCCCGGGAUACGAACCAUCCGGGCCGAGAACAUCAUCAUCAUCGAGUCCGACCCGGAUUACUUCCGCGCCUCCGGGACGCAGCAGAACGGCACCGUGAGCGGAUACAGCUCUCUGAGUGACCUGCUGGAGCGCACGGGUAGUCCGGUUACCGAGAUCCACGCCAAGGAGGUUGUGAUCUACGACACGGCGCUGAGCAAAAGCGAGGAGAACCUGAGCACGCUGGGUCGGGCGAGCAGCGAGCUCUCGGACCUGGCGCAGGCGCAGGGCACGGUCAGUCGCAUGCUGCAGAAAUUCGACCGGAAAUACGGCAAGUUGCACGGGAAGUCCCGGAGCUCAGAGAACCUCCUAGACCUGGACACGAGUCCUGUCCUGUCGCGUCCCCGAGCCAGGUUCUAUCAUCCAGAUGUGGUGCCAAAAUGUGCCCCGUGCCCACAACCUGGCUCUCCUGUUCGCAUCCCAGCAUCCUACAGCCAGUCAGUCUUCCAGUCUUCUGAAAGGAAACAUCACGAGUCUCCUAAUAGUUCUGAAGACAGCAGUCCUGUCCCUGGAUCCCCUCAGUCGGUGUCUUCCUUCCGACGUCGCUUUGAGGUCGUAGGGGGCCGCAGAGACGAGAUAGAGAGGGGCCAGUCCAAACCUGUGAGAGAGAGAGACUGGGACAGCACCGAUGAGGUGUCCAAAGCUAAGGUGCCAUGCUCUCCGGAGAGCCACUGUGCCCGUGCCGAGUCCUUGGCGAGCGCCACGUUGCCCCUUAUUUCAACCAGAUUUGAGAUCCGGCCUUCACCGCGCCCGGAUCUGUCUACGUUGCCUGCCAGCGACGUCCAGGCUCGUGCCCUCGCCAACCUGCGCCUCCAGUCCCGCAACUCUUUCACCGUCAUCCCCAAGCGGCACGGGGUCCCGUCGGCCCCCGGCAACACUGCGCCCUCCAGCCCCGUUCUCUCGCCUGCUUACCCACACGCGGAGGAGCCUUCAGUGCCAACACCCAGUCCAGCUUCCCCAUCUCCAGAAAAAAUUCCCAUACCACCGGUGCCAGACAAAACUGACCUGAUACAUCCUGAAAAACCCAGCUCGCCCACUAUCAUCCUGUCACCCCCUGCGGCUGAUUCGCUCACAAAAUCAACAACACCCCUUAUUCACGAGCCGGCUCUCGAGAAACUGCCCAUUACUAACAUUGAUGACCUAGUGGUGGAAUCCUCGCCGCCUUUCCCCAGCCCUAUGGUGCAAAGGAGGAAAGGAAACACAUUUACAGUUGUCCCAAAGCGCAGGACUGAGCCCCAGCCUAGCACUCCUCCUGCCCCGGAGCCUACCCAGGAGCCUGCUACAGUGCCACAGGGGUCACCGUCCUCUGCGGAGGCUCCUUAUGCCCACCUAGGCACGCUACUGAAAAAGCGCUACCCGGCGGUAGAAGAAAUCGAAGUAAUCGGUGGAUACCUGUCCCUGGGCCGAUCCUGUUUGUCCAAGACUGGCUCCACAGGAAAGAAGCUGAAGAUCUCUUUUAACGAGUCGAGCCUGCAGAGCACCUUCGAGUACCCAUCCGAGAGCAGUGUCUGGGACAGCGGCGAGGAAGAAGAAGGAGGAGGAAUAGAAAGAGGAGGAGGAGGAGAGGAAGAAGGAGGCAUCAGCAUAGAAAGGAUCCACAUCCCCCGACCAAGUUAUACCUCCAGCCCGACCACUCACAGCCCAAACAGCACUGAUCUAUCCAGCUACACUCCAAAGCACUCUGUGGACUUUACUUCCUGGCAGGAGAAGAAGCUCGGUGACUCUACAGACUCGGGUGAUGCAAAUUCCCGGCCUGCUACUGACAUGUCAGAUGAGGUGAUGUUGACACCAGCAGACAGCUCCUCUCUCUCUGACUUCAGCAGCGAACCAGCUCUAUACUUCUAAAUUUCACCAGAACUCUGGAGCACACGGAACCAACCACCAGCCUGGACGACUCUCUCUGUCUGUCUCUCUCUCUCUCUCUCUCUCUCUCACUCACACACUCUCUCUGUCUCUCUCUCUCUCUCUCUGUCUCUCUCACACACACACAGAGAUAUAGAGAUGAGAAGAACCAGUAGCAUUCAUGCAAAUGAGCUGUCUUUCCAUUCCAUCUUCUUGUCUCCAUGUGCUUUGUCCUGAGUGAGACUUUAAAAAAAAAAAAACUUUUUUAAAGGCUCAGAUGCGCUGUAGCCUUUGUCUUUCGCUCUCUGAACCUGUGUAGCUCAGUUCACCUCAUGAAAGUGACCAAAUUUCCUCAACACGGAGGAAGAAGCUUGGACUCAGCUGAUGUAAAUAAUAAGACUCUGAUAAGGAGGAAAAAAAGGAACUGAAAGAGACAGUACAUACAUCUAGCAGUACAUAACUCACGAAAAGGGUGCCACAAUUCUUGUUCUUUUUGUCCCUGUUCCACCAGUUUACUGCUCUGUGGAUGUUUCUUGUUUCCUGGAUGUCUGUGUUGUGCACCUUGUCCGAUAUGAAGCUCCUAGUCAGUGACACAUCUCACACAUCUGGUUUGCUCAUUUGAAUCAGAUAUAUAUCUUGUGUUUUUGUGUUUUUACAGCAAGCAGCUCUUAAAGCCUGAGUUAUGCUUUAAUCUGAACAGACAGGGCGGGACGUAAACAGCAAAACAGUGUGAUGUGGGGAAGUGAAAAUAAAACCUCGGGGCGUAGACUGAGAUCAGGGCUGUGCCGAUUUCACUGCAGCCUCAGAGUGGAACAUUUGUUAUGUAGCAUUUGUUAUUUGGGAAAUGUAGUUAAAUCUAUAGAUUCUCGAGGCAGUAAUUAAGGCAUGGAGUGACUGGUCAGUAGGUCAUGAGUUCAAAUCCCAGCAUUGCCAAGCUGCAAUUUUUGGGGUCUUUCAGCAGUUGCUAUUUACAACUGCAGUACUUGGUUGUAUCUUAUCACUUUGGAUUUAAAAAAA